CCUCAGGCUUUGCCACUCUGCACCCGUCUGUUGAUCAGCUGCUCUUCACUUUAGGCUCAGGUCACUUAUCCUUUCUCACCCUUUCAACCUUUAUCUGUCCCGGCAGCCAUGAGGACCACCGUGGUCGCUGUUGUCAUGGUGAUGGUGGUGAUGGUGCAGGCCAUCAAGCCUCUCAGGGAUUUCGACCCACAGAGGUUUGCAGGUAAAUGGUACCGUGUGGGUCUUGCCUAUGAUUCUCCCAGUUUUGCCCCAUACAGAGACAAACUAAAGGUCUCCAUGGGCACUAUCACACUGACAUCUAGUGGCAACUUUAACCUGACAAUGUGGGACGCAACACCUUUGGGCUGCCAGGUGAAGUCCUACCUGUAUGAGAAGACCAGCACACCAGGACUCUUCACGUACUUCAGCACACGCCAUAACAUGGUGAAGGACAUCACAGUGGUGGACACAAACUACACCGACUACGCUCUGGUCCUCAAACACAAAGUGUUUAACAGAGAGUACACGCAGGUGGCGCUUUACGGCCGCUCUCCCAGAGUUAAACAUGAGGUUUUCAACAAGUUUAGAGCCUUUGCCUUUUCUCGAAGUUUUCCUAGAGAUUCUAUUCUGACUCCACCACCUGCAGAGAACUGCCCGGCUUCUGGAUCUGGGCGCUAGCUGUUUGCUACAGCGACACACGGAGACACAACAGCGCCAUAAAUCAAUGAUUAAACUGUGUUUCUGUAGAACUUCAGAUUGAUGUCCCGAAUGAAGACGAGGCCCUGUCUAGACUAUAUUUAACCAUAACAGGUCCUAAGAAAUACAUACCAAAUAUAUAAAAUAUAUACAAAAUAUAGGGAAUAAACUUAGCAACGUUUAAUAAUUAUUUUACUGUUUUGUUUUCUCUCAGCAUUGUUGUUGUAACGUAUGAGCAUAAAAUUAUUUUUUAAAAUGGUAAUAAACCUUUGUGUGUGAUUAAACUUUUUGAAUCACA
Molecule: messenger RNA, 973 nt
Organism: Cynoglossus semilaevis (tongue sole)
Lineage: Eukaryota; Metazoa; Chordata; Actinopteri; Pleuronectiformes; Cynoglossidae
Gene: ptgdsa
Product: prostaglandin D2 synthase a
Exons: 6
Coding region: 109-657 (182 amino acids)
Molecular function (GO): small molecule binding
Source: RefSeq, a predicted model, not a curated record